Molecule: messenger RNA, 1658 nt
Organism: Ochotona princeps (American pika)
Lineage: Eukaryota; Metazoa; Chordata; Mammalia; Lagomorpha; Ochotonidae
Product: transmembrane protein 180
Exons: 6
Coding region: 73-1359 (428 amino acids)
Source: RefSeq, a predicted model, not a curated record
UCAAAUAUUGUUUGCAAAUGAUGGAUUUUAAUUUUUAUUCACAAAGGGAAGAAGAUUGCCUGUGUAUGAAACAUGAUCUUUUUAAAUGUGAACUCUGCUGCUUGGGCAUACUCUGUGGUCACUCUAGGGACUGACCUGCUAAAUUCCGCCUUCAGCUUCUUCUAUGUGAAACUCUUUUUGCAUCUGUACAAGAUUUCGGAAGAGACCUUUUGUCAAGCCCAGGCAAUUUUGAUGAUCUGGAAUAUUCUUAAUGACCUGAUUGGGUAUUUUUGUGACAGUUUUAAGGCCGACUGUGGUACAAGCCGUUAUCUUUCUGCAUUGCUGGGUGGCCCUCUGUGUGCAAUGGCCUUCCUGCUUCCUUGGUUCCCUUGGAAAAACUAUCAAGAAGGCGACUGGCUUAAUGGAAUUCACCUGAUGGUGUCAUCGUGUGCCUUUGAGAGCACCCUCUCCUGUAUUCAGCAAGCCCAGUGUAGAUGGUUUGUAGGGACCUUCCCUAGACAUGAAAGUAGGCUUCGUCUUCUUAAAAUCAACCACGUGGCAUCACUGAUAGGCUCGGCCAGUGUCCUUUUCUUUGGCCUCAUCUCCAAUAACAUGGAGAGUUUGCCCGAAUUUCAGGCUGCCGCUGUGCUCAUUGCCUUUCUUGCCGCUGCCAGUAUGCGUGCUGGCAUGAACCACAUGAAAUGUUUUGAAUGGAAAAGAAGCCUGGAGGAAAAUGUGCCCUUGGGGACAGAGGAGGAUCUUGCCUUAUGGAUGGGACAGAUCCUGACCCAGAAGAACUUGUACCUUUUUCUGAUCACGAGUUUCUUCCAAGUCUUCCAUUUAGCCGUCUUCAGCAACUUCAUGAUGAUCUUCACAGAUCACCUCAUUCCCGGGGACAUCCUUUCUUCGUCUGUAAGGAGCGUCAUGUAUGGCGCAAGCUUCAUUUGCCCACAGUGCCUCCUACUUGUGGGUCAUUCCUGGCUGAAGAAAUUUGGUUAUUAUAAGAUCAUCCUAGUUUCUUUCUACCUAGAAGGGACAGCUUCCAUUGUCAUGUUACUUCUGGGAGCGGACUACUAUUACUGUUUGGCUCUCUAUCUCACGCUUAUCAUGGUGAUAGUGAAAGCUUCUUAUUGCUUAUUUAACCUGCCUCUAGCUGACAUGAUUGACGCAGAAUUACUUAAGUUCAAUAGGCAGCCACUCUUUCCCUCAAUGGUUUUUGGCAUCAAUGCUUUGCUUACCAAACCUGCUCGGUUUUUAGCUCCCAUGGUGAUACUUUCCAAGCUCACUCAGUUUGGAUAUAGAAGCCCAGACAGAAGAAAUGUUUUAGGGGGUUGCUAUUAUAUGCCAGGCACAAAGGUAUUGGAAAUGAAAGGUGAAUGAAGCCUUUAAGGAGCCUCAGAGAGUACAACAAACCGUACGAAGAGUUCCAUGCACCCACAAUGGGAGCACGGGUAACUUGGACAAGAAAUUUCUCCCUCAACCUGCCCAGGGUCUGGAAGCACCUCACAAACAAGGGGGUGCUUAGACUGAGUUUUAGAGGCUGAGUUGGGUUUCCCCUUUUGAACAGGGAGGAACAUUGUGCCAGCAACAGACAACAGCCUGGCACACAUCUGGAAGCAUGAGCGAACCCUCAAAUAGCUGCUCAUUUAUUCAUCUGGGAAACAUUCUGGAGAACCUAC